UACUCCCUCACCCUAGCAUCGGGCCUCUCUUCUCAACGUUGACACCCUCGUGCUUGCCUUCCUCCGCCUCCGUUGCAUCGAGCUGCUGCAAACACACCUGUACCUUCACUUCUCCCCCCAUCUGAACACCAGGCGCAGCUCAGCUCGGUCCAACGUGAUUUGUUCCACCGCCUUCUUCAUACAUACCUUUCUGACGAUCUAAUUGAGCAUGUCGGCUGUUCAGGACACUCCCGCCACGCUGCCUGCGGCCACCACUGAGCCUGCCGCUCCAGAAACGCCGCUGGAAACAAAGGUUGAAAGCGAGGCGCCCGCAGCAGCAGUGCCAGACACCACGACCACCACCGACCAGACCGCCGCUGCCACUGACGACGUCAAGGCCGAUGCCGCCGAGAAGGCUGUCGAGCCCAUUGCUGAGGGCCAGCUCGCGUACAAGGGCCCAGGUGUGAUCAAAUCUCUCAUCCCAUCCAAGAAGGAGUUUUGGCUCAGUGACGAUGCUGUCACCCCACAGAAACUCGACCUCUACCUCCGCGGCGAAAAGCCAGAGGUAUCCCACCCAGUUGCUGCCUGGGCCAGCCAAACCGGCAAAGGUCUUCUGUUCUUCAACAAAAAGGGCGACUCGGACAAGACGCACCCAGCUGAUGUCCUCGCGCUUUACGACGCCACAGAUCUCAAGAAGGGCUACCCACACGAGUUCUCCUUCAAGAUCGGCACCCACACCCACACUUUCAAGGCUGAGGACGAGCUCAAGCGUGACGGGUGGUAUCUCAGCAUUGAGAAGGCCAUCGAGCUCGGCAAGGCUUCCAAGGAGGAGGUGACCACCAGCGAAGGCUACAAGGCCGAGCUUGAGAAGCUCAACAAGUCAAACACUGCUGCUGCUGGUGCCGCCACCCGCAGCUUGUCCAAGCCAAAGAAGAGCACAGAAGCACCAGCUGAGCAGCGCACAAACUCUUCUGAUGGUGAGGUUGCGGACAACAAGAAGGAACAGAAGAGCCGAUCCACCAGCCGGGGCCUCCUCAACCGCCUGAAGGCCCACCGGGAUGAGACCGAGAAGAAGGAAGAGAAGGCCGAAAAAGAUGAGGCCAAGACCGAAAGCGAGGCUGCUCCAGUUGCUGCGGCUACCGAGUCUGCACCAAUUGCCGCAGCUAUGGCUGCUGAGGGAUCUCCAGCUGCUGCAGAGGCACAGGCUAGCGACGAGAAGGCCGCCGAGACCCCAGCUGGCGAGGAGAAGUUGAAGCCGUCCAAGCGUGGUAGUAUCUUUGGACGCGUCUCAUCGACUUGGAGCAAGAUCCAGAGCCCAGCCAAGGAGAAGGAUCAAAAGGAGGCUGAGCUUAAGCCAGAGCCAGCCAAGGAUGCUCCAGUCUCUGAGAAUCCACCUGUCCUCCCAGAGACAGCCACUGCCUCGACCGAAGUUGCUGACACUGCCAUCCCAGCUGUUGAGCAGUCAAAGGCCGAGGAGCCCACCGAGGUCAAGAAGGAGGAGCCAGCUACCUCGCCAAGCAAAGAGAAGAGCAACUUUCUCUCUGGCAUCGGUGGCUUCAUCAAGCGCAACCGAAGUGUCAGCCCAUCGACCAUGAUGAAGGAGCCAGCGAAGAAGGAAGAGACCCCAGCUGUCGAGGAGACUCCAGCUGCUGCGGAGCCCGCAAAGGUUGAGGAACCAGCACCAGCCACUGAGGCUGUCGCUGCUGUCGAGCCAUCGGCUGAGACUCCACCUGAGAAGGUCGAGGAGCCGAAGUCGGAGACCACCACCCCGAACAAGCGUCAAUCCGUUCUCGGCAGCCUUGGUCGCCGUGCCAGCAAGGCUCUCAACCGCAUCCAGGCCCCAAAGAAGGAGGCUUCAGCUCCGGCUGCUCCUGAGUCCAAGAAGGAGGAGGCGGCUGCUGAGACCAAGCCAGCGGAGGAGACUCCUCUCGUGAACGGUGAGGCAAAGAAGGCCGAGCCAGAGGCCCAGCAAAGCAUCGGUGACGUCGUUCCAGAUGCCGUCAAUGUCGGCCAGCCUCAGCACCAGACCACGCCAACUGUCACCGCCACAGCAUAAGAUGCCUGUCGGUAACGUCGCGCUGUUGAGAUACAUGCGAAUCGGGCACGAACAGCGCGAUGACACUCUCAGUCCGAUGCAGUUCUGGAGAGAGGUCGCACCUACCAGACGUACGAACUCUGAUGGACUUUCUCUCGCGCAAUCCCUACGACGCGGAUGGGGCCUCACGACUCGUCGUCUCUCCUAAAAUACACCAAGAUACCCACCACGUACUCACCUCUCGGAGCUGCGCCGGGCCUAAUCACCAACUCCGAUCACUCACUAACGGUCUGCGCCAGCCACUGUUGCUUUUUUCGCGUGCAUUGGGAAGGAUACUGCGGGUCUGCUUUUUGGUUGUUUGUUUGCUUGCUCAGAUACCACACUCUGCAUUGUUUAGCUCUUGCUCUGGCAUGCUUUGAUGAUUUUACUGCCCGGCAUCUGACCAGCAUGGCUACAGGGCACUUGGUUUACGUGUCUUGGUGAGCUUGCUGGUCGGACGGCAGUCGCGAAUACCCAUUCAUCAAUUUCGAUGAGAUACCCAGGUGUCGUUUUCAACAUGCGGUUCGGUAGAUAGCGGUAAUAGUGGCUGGUAAUAAACAUGAUGGUUGCCUUAGGUGUGUCUCACGGGGCGCUGUUCCAGAGCGA
Molecule: messenger RNA, 2659 nt
Organism: Pseudocercospora fijiensis CIRAD86
Lineage: Eukaryota; Fungi; Ascomycota; Dothideomycetes; Mycosphaerellales; Mycosphaerellaceae
Exons: 3
Coding region: 209-2035 (608 amino acids)
Source: RefSeq, a predicted model, not a curated record